CUCGAGUUUGUCGAGACUCGCAACUUGUGGUGGAGUUAAUGAGACUCAUCAAAAUUGUUACCGGAUGAGACUCGGAAUCGGCAUCACCGUCCGGAAGGCCGACGCCGAUAAUUUAUGGGCCUCCGAUGUCGGUGGGGGCGAGCUCUCGCCGGAAACCUUUGGCCCACCCGGUGAGCACGCUUCACCUGCUUUCGGUAAUUAGUCAUUCAUCUUGCCUGAACCACCGACAAGCAUUUCCAGUUCGAAACCUUCAUCAUUCGUUACCAACGAAGCGGACUUUCUGCCUUCUCAAGACAAUCGAAAGACACUGCGCCGGCUGACCAACGCUCACUGCAAUCGCUCCCCGAAGCCUAUUUGUGAUGGAAGAGUACGUAGAUCCGCGCGAUCUCACAUCAUUCUCUCUUCCGACGGGGGGUGGCAAAGGUCUGAUAGGCGAUAUUGGCCUGCAGCCAGUCUCCGACGAAAGUAAAAUCUACCCUUCUCCUCAGACCAAACAGUCUUCAACAGGUUCCGGUGUGAGCCCUCCCAACCGCACAGAUACAGCUGGUACCCAGACCAAACCCGAUGGCAGAUUUUCUCAUGCAGCAGUCAAGCACCUGAGGGCGUGGUAUGACAGCCAUUCCGACCACCCAUACCCUAGCCCUGAAGACGUGCACCACAUCGGUAACCACGUGGGUCUUAGCAGACAGCAGAUACGAGGUUGGUUUGCCAACUCAAGACGCCGCGCCAAGAUUCGUUCCGGCACCGUUGCCGGAAGAUCAGGCGCUGAUGUCGAUACUGCAUUACCGCGGAACAUCCCCCAACGGCGUCCUACACCUACUCCGCAUCAACAUCUAAACCCCCUUCAGCGGUGGGAGCAUUCUCCUCCGAGUGAUGAGGCAGCGUCCUUGUCUGACAUUUCCAACGCAAUUGCUCUUUCUGGUGGACAUACCGACCAACUGACGAACCCUGAAGUAUCUUUCGACCCUGUUCGGACCCCAGGCAGCGUUGUCACCUCACAAUCCAGCGCCGGAUCAGGCUCCUACAGCUCAGCACACUCGCAAGGGUCUCAAAACUCGUUUGGAUCUCGCGAGAGAACGAGAAAGGCUGCAGCAAAAAGAAGGCGACCAGCUCGCUAUCUGUCUAGCAAGGAACAGAGCCACACCUAUCAAUGCACGUUUUGUCCCAAGAGCUUCAAGAGCAAGUACGAUUGGCAACGUCACGAGAAGUCGGUUCAUCUACCUUUCGAGCAGUGGGUAUGCACACCCCAAGGACCUAGAACCGAUCAUCCUCGCAAAGGUUUCAUUUGCUCGUACUGCGGAGAGACCGACCCCGACCAAGCUCACCUGACUAGACACAAUGACGAGGCAUGCUUUGGCCGGCCGCUUGACGAGCGGACAUUCUACCGGAAGGACCAUCUCAUUCAGCACCUUCAGACUGUGCACAAGGUAUCACAUAACGAGCAGCUGAUGCGAUCGUGGAUGGUCGUUCGUCAGGACAUCCGCUCCCGAUGUGGGUUCUGUGAUGCUUGGCUCGAGUCUUGGGCCGAGAGAACGGACCAUUUGGCUAGGCACUUCAGACAUAACAAGACUAUGGCGGAUUGGGACGGAGAUUGGGGCUUCGACCCUGCGAUCACUGACUUGCUGGAGAACACUAUGCCGCCUUAUUUAAUACCCUACGAGAAGAGGACUGCUAUGCCCUUCCCAGAAGCGGGACGCCUAGCAGGAGCCCGACCUAAUGCGCACCAACUUGUCAAAGAGGAGAUUGCUCUCUACAUUCAAAGCCACUUUGACAAAGAAGGAGAUUUCCCCUGCGAUCAAGGCCUCUGCCGGCUAGGUCAAUCUGUGAUCCAGGCUGCAGAAAGGAUUUGGGGAACAUCACCGAGUGCCCCCUCAUCUUGGCUUCGGGAUAUUCUCAUCCCCGCCAACUUGGUUAAGCUUGACGGAGAGGUCGAUAUUGGAAACCCGCACCAUAUUCAGUCGCCUCUAUCUUUGGAUUCAGGAGAAGGCAUCUUCGAGAACUGCCCUUUAGAGGACCAGCUUCGAAGAUUCGUCAGAAUGCAUCACACACUCGGCCGCGAAUGUCCAGAUCACGACAUACAAAGCGAGGCCUGUCGUAUUCUCAACCAGAUUGAAGGCACUUCGCUCUUUACAUCCAGGCAUGUGCUGGGCUUCCUGACACGUCUUAUUUGGGAAUCUACUGAGUGGAUCUACCCACUGCGGAGGCGUGCGAAGAAGGACUUGCUCGAUAUCCAUCCCGAAGAGAUCUCUAACGGGCAAGAUGUAGUGCGCUUAGGCGCAGGUCUUACUGAAAUGGGCGCGCAAUGGUUCACACCUCAGGCGAGUAGCUUAUCGACCGGAUCUUCCUCCCCAGAUCCCGCGGGCACCUCCAUGGAGCUGGCCGAAUGUCGAAUAUGGAGACCUCAAGUUGCGGGUGACCAUGAUUUUACCAAUUCUCCGGCUUCCCACCCUCGUCUAAUUUUGUCUUCGGCGCCGAAACCUCCUAACGUCACCGACUUCCACCCCGACUAUAGUCAUGCAUUCGGUGUUGAUGUGGGCGUAAACUUGUGGACUUCGCUGCGGAUGCCGUCAGAUCAUUUCAUCCAUUCUGGCUUUACGCUCAUCGGGAGAAACACGCUCGUGCGUGCCUCGUCAGCUAAGGACUCUUACAGCGACAGCGCUUAUCAACGACUAGCAAGAGAACUUGCUCUUUACGUGAUGAAGACUACGUCACCUAAUAACCCCGAGCGACACGUGCCGACAGAUGAUGAACUCAGGUAUCAGGGAAGAUGGAUCUUGUUCGACGAGUUGAGUGUUAUUCGAACUGAAAGACCGUCAGUAUCAUCAUUGCUAACAGCGUGUAUCUUAGCGACGAUCCAUUGAAUGAGACUCCGGCGGAUAAUGCAUUAUGGCUUGAGGAGUUCAAGCGUGAUGUUGGUCUUUCUUUCGCUCCGACGCAGGCAGGCGAAGUGAUUUAAAAGGCACAGUGUUGUCCAGAAUCUCCUACCUUAUGGCACGAAAACAUAUCACAAUGUAGCUAGGCGCUUUUUAAUGGCUACUUAGAAGAUCCUUCCCACAUAAUCAAUUCCGCAUCCAUCGGUUGCGUGAACACGGGUUCCGUGCGGUUUUGCAAUCAGAAUAGGGAAUAUAUGAUUGUUCCAACGUAUGGACGUCGGUCCACUAGCGACGUAGAGGUUUCGUCAUCAUCCAAGGUGUGUGCAUCUAUACAUUA
Molecule: messenger RNA, 3210 nt
Organism: Colletotrichum godetiae
Lineage: Eukaryota; Fungi; Ascomycota; Sordariomycetes; Glomerellales; Glomerellaceae
Exons: 2
Coding region: 360-2861 (833 amino acids)
Biological process (GO): regulation of transcription by RNA polymerase II
Molecular function (GO): RNA polymerase II cis-regulatory region sequence-specific DNA binding
Source: RefSeq, a predicted model, not a curated record